Messenger RNA from Sesamum indicum (sesame), 1812 nucleotides. RefSeq names its product putative sodium/metabolite cotransporter BASS6, chloroplastic. The record is from RefSeq and is a predicted model, not a curated record. Gene Ontology annotation, cellular component: membrane. NCBI's taxonomy places the organism in Eukaryota, Viridiplantae, Streptophyta, Magnoliopsida, Lamiales, Pedaliaceae.
AUGAAAUAUAUAUAUUUGCAAAGCCGAAUAUUCAUACGAGCAAAUCGGAGGAUAGCCCAUCAAAAGUGCUUACCUCAGUUCGGGGAGUGGACUUUCGAGAAACAAGGACUGAGUAAAUAAAAUAAUGAGUUCCCACGGCAAGCUUCUGCACCACCGUCACCACUUCCACGGCCACCGGCGGGAGUAUCUCCCUGUCAAACCCACCGGAGUUCCCGCUUUUUACUUCCGGAGAAAUUGCUCCCAUUUUUCAGGAUUGCGUCUGAGGAACUCAGGCUUCGUGGAGUUAAAUGUAGGUGGGAUUUCUAGAUUAUUAUUAAUCAGCAAGUGUGGGCCUGAUAAUUUAUCGCCGGAAUGGCAUCCUAAUCACGCAUCCGAACCCCCUAAGGAGGGCACUUCCUUGAUGACCGUCUUGAAGGGUGCAAACUCUUUUCUACCUCAAGUGGUUCUAGCAAGUACAGUUUUGGCUCUUGUAUACCCACCUUCAUUUACAUGGUUCACUAACAGGUAUUAUGCUCCAGCAUUAGGCUUUCUGAUGUUUGCAGUUGGAGUUAAUUCAAGCGAGAAAGAUUUUCUUGAAGCAUUCCGUAGACCAGCAGCCAUUUUUGCUGGGUAUAUUGGGCAGUUUGUUGUAAAGCCCCUUCUUGGGUAUCUUUUCGGCACAGUUUCUAUGACUAUAUUUGGUCUCCCAACCUCCUUAGCUGCUGGGAUCAUGUUAACCUCUUGUGUUAGCGGGGCACAACUCUCGAAUUAUGCCACUUUUCUAACUGAUCCACAAAUGGCCCCUCUUAGCAUUGUCAUGACAUCUCUUUCCACUGCUACUGCGGUCUUCGUCACCCCCUUCUUGUCCUUAUUGCUUAUUGGCAAAAAGCUGCCGGUUGAUGUGAAAGGAAUGGUUUCCAACAUCCUACAAAUUGUGGUCACUCCUAUUGCAACUGGGUUACUUUUAAAUAGAUUCUUUCCUAAAAUUUGUAACGCAAUUCGGCCGCUUCUGCCUCUGCUUUCAGUUUUCGUGACUGCUCUUUGUGUUGGAGCUCCACUUGCUAUUAACGUAGAGGCGGUAAUGUCACCUUCUGGGAUAUCGGUGCUGCUGCUGGUGAUUGCAUUUCAUUUGUCAGCAUUCAUUGCUGGAUUCACUCUCACUGGUCUGGUCUUCCAUGAUUUGCCUGAUGCCAAAGCUCUGCAAAGAACACUAUCCUAUGAGACAGGCAUGCAAAGCAGUCUACUGGCCCUCGCACUUGCAAAUAGGUUUUUUCAAGAUCCACUCGUCAGCAUUCCUCCUGCUAUUUCUACCGUAAUAAUGUCAUUGAUGGGAUUCUCUCUCGUAAUGCUAUGGGCUCGAAGAAAAGAAACUGCUGUCCAAUGAUAUGAAGAAACUAUUGGCGUAAACGAUCCGGAAUUUACACGUUUAUGAGUGUAACUUCAACCCGUUGUUCUGGACAAGGGAGAGGAAAUACAAUCAGAGCACUUCUUGGUGGAACGAUGUGAGGCAUGGAACACUACUCAGUCAAUAUGUUAUUCUACUGUACGAUGGCUCUGUAAGUGCUAGAAAUGAAAAGUUCAGUUCAUUCUUCCAUGCUAGAAAGUUAGUAAUAAUAUCCUGCUGCCGGGUACGCAAAAGCAAUUACUGCCUAUCAAAAAGCUACCGACCGUGUAAGAUUCAGUUUUCGUAGUCUAUAUAUUGAGAGGCAUGUUUCCUGCCAUGUAUCAUCUGCUAGGGAUCAGGAGCCAUGUUUUUUAUUGUAUUUUGGAUUGUGAAUUGGGCAAGAGCUGGAUUUCAUAGCAAAAACCCGAUGAGCCAUGCGUUUGCGGUCA